Laetiporus sulphureus 93-53 is the source of this 1651-nucleotide messenger RNA. Its product is annotated as glycine cleavage system T protein. The record is from RefSeq and is a predicted model, not a curated record. NCBI's taxonomy places the organism in Eukaryota, Fungi, Basidiomycota, Agaricomycetes, Polyporales, Laetiporaceae. Gene Ontology annotation, biological process: glycine catabolic process. The coding region runs from base 54 to 1292 and encodes 412 amino acids. Gene Ontology annotation, molecular function: aminomethyltransferase activity; protein binding. The transcript has 9 exons. Gene Ontology annotation, cellular component: mitochondrion.
CAUUUCUCUAUUUCCCUUCGUCAACGCAGGUGUUGCCGACGCACCUCCUCAUCAUGACCGCAAUCCUACGGCUGGCAACCAGGACAGGUACUCGACGCGUCGUGCCCGCGACGCGGGCGUGGAACGCUCAGACGCGUCUUUAUGCUACGGCAGGUGGUGAACUCAAAAAGACAGCGCUCUACGACUUUCAUGUUCAGAAUGGUGCGAAGAUGGUCCCCUUCGCUGGGUAUUCUAUGCCUCUCUCGUACGGAGACGUCGGAGCGGUGGCCAGCCAUCAUCAUGUUAGGCAAUCUGUCGGGCUGUUCGACGUAGGGCACAUGGUGCAGUCCAACUUCCGAGGCGCAACGGCCACUGCCUUCCUUGAGUGGCUGACGCCCUCAUCCCUGCAUUCCCUCCAACCGUACUCAUCGACGCUUUCAGUCAUUUUGAAUGAACGUGGCGGUAUUAUCGAUGACACUAUCGUUACGAAGCACGCGGACGACGCGUUUUAUGUAGUCACUAACGCUUCCCGCCGCGAUCGCGACCUCUCGUGGUUCAGGGAGAAGCUAGAGGAGUGGAACACGAGCGAACGGGCGAAGGAUGGCAAGGUCGAGCUCGAAGUUCUCGAAGACUGGGGCCUGUUGGCUCUCCAAGGUCCGGAGGCUGCACAGUACCUUCAGGGACUUACGUCCUUUGACCUCAAGGCUCUGACCUUUGGCAAGUCUGCAUUUGUUCCCAUCGAGGGUUAUAACCUACACGUCGCUCGCGGCGGAUACACUGGAGAGGAUGGCUUUGAAAUCUCCAUUCCGCCCUCCGAGACCGUAGAAGUCGCUAAGCUUCUCUCCAAGCCCCCCGUGCAGCUUACAGGACUUGGAGCACGAGACAGCUUGCGUCUUGAAGCUGGCAUGUGUUUGUACGGGAACGACCUCGACGAAGAUACUACGCCGGUGGAGGCAGCGCUGACGUGGGUAAUUGGAAAGGAUCGAAGAGAGACAGCGACCUUCAUCGGGGCGGGAGGUAUUUUGAAGCACCUGAAGGAAGGCCCUCCAAGGAGGCGCGUGGGCAUGAUCGUUGAGGGUGCACCAGCGAGACAGGGUGCCAAGAUUUUCACGCUAGGGGGUAAAGAAGAGAUAGGCGUUGUCACAUCGGGCAUCCCUUCGCCUACGCUGAACAAGAAUAUCGCCAUGGGCUACGUUCAGUCUGGAUGGCAUAAAAAAGGAACGGAGCUCGCGGUUGAUGUCCGCAAUAAGCUCAGGAAGGCCGUGCUAACUCCGAUGCCGUUCGUCAAGACGCGAUAUUACAGAGGGGAGUAAGACUCUUUCUCGAGGGUCUCUAAUCGUAUCUGAGAAGGGUUUCUGAUCUAUUGGUGGUGUGCUGGUGUAGCGACACAUUCAACUGUGUAUUUGCUUGCAUUGCAUGUAUCAAUGGCAGAUCAUUUAGCGCUAUCAUUCCUGCGAACCGUUCGUGCGAGGGAUCAUGCAUAUGCAUGGUCUCGACCACAAACGCGUCUCGUCACCAAUCAUGUGAUGCGUGACAUUUCGUUGUGCCAUGGCUUUCGAAUGCCAACGUUCUCUCCUGCGGUCCUCACGCUCUGUUCACCAUCGUACCAAUCAUUAGGUCCAUCUUCGUCAAACCAUGAAUACAUUUCCAGUGCUCAGAAAUGCAUCCCAGC